This is a messenger RNA of Miscanthus lutarioriparius, 255 nucleotides long. Lineage: Eukaryota; Viridiplantae; Streptophyta; Magnoliopsida; Poales; Poaceae. The record is from the annotation of a GenBank genome assembly.
AUGGUGGCACUGCUCAUUUUGAUGAACAUGAUGUGCACUAUUGGAUACUUUGAUCAUGCAAGUUUUCUUGGAACAAAGGCCCAAGAAACCACCUUGCAGGCAAAUUCAUAUGGAGGCAAUGAAGGAACCGGUUUUACCAAGGGCAUAAAUCUUGGAAGGAAGCUGACCGAGAAGGGAUAUGCGCGCGACUCUCUUCCUAGAGAUAUCUGCUGCAAAAUGCCCUCCAAUUCGUGCAAACUGAUAUAUGCUUGUUAG